Messenger RNA from Papaver somniferum (opium poppy), 2181 nucleotides. RefSeq lists its product as uncharacterized. Bases 1 to 2181 code for a protein of 726 amino acids. The transcript has 9 exons. The record is from RefSeq and is a predicted model, not a curated record. NCBI's taxonomy places the organism in Eukaryota, Viridiplantae, Streptophyta, Magnoliopsida, Ranunculales, Papaveraceae.
AUGAAGUGGCCCGAGUUUGCUGAAGAGAAGCGAAAUGUACGUCUGGGACUAGCUACUGAUGGUUUUAACCCUUUCGGAAUGAUGAGCGUGCAUAGUACUUGGCCUGUUAUGCUUACUUGUUAUAACCUUCCGCCAUCUGAAUGCACGUCAAAAGAUUUUACGAUGUUAACACUGCUGAUUCCUGGUCCACUUGGUCCCAAUCAUAACAUAGAUGUUUAUUUGCAGCCUUUGAUCGACGAGUUAAUUGAUUUGUGGACAGUCGGUGCAAUAACGUACGAUGCGCAUACAAAGACUUCCUUGACAAUGAAAGCAAUGUUAUUGUGGUGCAUACAUGACUUUCCUGCAUAUGCUCAUGUUUCUGGUGUGAGGACUUCUGAAACAUUUGGCUGCCAUGUGUGUGGAGAAAAUACAGAGGCGAUCAGGCUAAAAUGGGGUUCUAAACGGAAAACAUCUGAGUUCAACGGAUUUGAGGAGACAAGGGGUGCACCAAUACGUUUGAGUGGCGUCGAAUUAUUCAACAAGACAGCAACCGCGAAUAAAGAAUUUGGGAAGUUGGUCAAGCGGCAGGCCGUACGUGAGUCUCCAUGGUCGAAGAGAUCGAUACUUUUUUGUCUCCCAUAUUGGAAGUUUCUGCAAAUCCGGCACAAUGUGGAUGUCAUGCAUGUAGAAAAGAAUUUUGCAGAGAACUUGUUUGGAACUUUUAUGAGCCAUAAGGACAAGAACAAGGAUGGGCUGCUGGCGCGCAAAGAUUUGAAACUCCUGGACUUGAAGCCUAGCUUGUGGUUAAAGGAAGAUAAUGGAAAAGUGGAGAUGCCUCGUGCACCUCAUUGUAUGUAUAAAGCAGAAAAGAAAGGGUUAAUGCCUGUUUUUAUAAUGCAUUGUUUCAAAGAUCACAAGCCUUUGCGUGAGGAAGUUCGACACUUAUCAUUGUUUUUCAAAGUACUAACUUCCAAGGUUAUUGAUCGUCCUGAGCUUCUUAUAAUGCACGAACAAGAGGCACAUCAAUUGGGGCCUGUUCAGUUUAGGUGGAUGUACCCUUACGAGAGAUACUACAAGGUUCUAGGUCACAACAAAAAUUAUGUAGAAGGAUCUAUUACAAAACAGUACGAGGUCAAUGAAGGAGCGCGCCAUUGCAUGGAGAUACUUCCUGUAGCGAGGCGAAAAUCUAUCAAGUGUCGUGGAAAGAUAUCAAUGCCCAGUGAUGUUUAUGAAGGUCCAUACCCAGCUAAUUCACAAGGAAAACCACAUUUAUUGACCAAAGUAGAAUAUGAACAAGUUCGUUUGUGGAUAUUGAGACAUUCAGAUGAAAAUACUGAAUGGGAAGAGAAGUACAAGAUAUACGUAUGUAAUUUUAACCAAACUCGUACGGGAAGGAUAAAACCUACAAACUACAUUAAAUGGCUACGUAAACCAUUUGAAGGCACUCCCAUGACAAAUUUUCGUAGGCUGGCAAUUGGUCCUACCUUCACUACAGUUUCGUACAACUCAUAUUUUGUUAAUGGAUAUCUUUUUUACACAGCCGAUACAGAAAUUUUUUUAACUACACAAAAUAGUGGAGUCACCAUGGAAGCUUGCACCAGUUUCAGAGCAAGUUCCAGAGAUACUAACUUGGUCGAUGACGAUACUACAUACUAUGACGUUCUACAACGUAUACUUGAACUGGAUUAUGGAGUUUUCUCUGAAAUUGUUUUUUACUGUGAUUGGGUACGAGUCGAAGACAAAAUACAUGGAUCCUAUGUGGAUGCAAAUACUAAGUUGAGGUUUGUCAACUUCAUAAGGUUUAUGAGAAGCUCAAAAGAAGUCGACGAGCCAUUCAUCCAUGCUUCUCAAGCUAGACAAGUUUUUUACUGUAGAGAUGUGACAAGGGAGCAUUGGAAUUUGGUUUUGGAAUCUCCAAUAAGAUCAGACCCAAAUAAGAAUGCUUUGGAAGAUCCAUUUGUCUUCACUGCAAAUGCGAAUGAAGCUCCAUCAAUUUUGACAACUGUUGGAGAUGAUGAGUAUUGGAAUGGAGAAGAUCAGGUGACGGAUAUAUCAUCUUAUGUCAAAGCAAAUAAUAUCUGGAAUUUCAUGUCCCUGCAAUUUUUUAAGAAGUUGACCAAGUUUAUGAUUGAAGUCGCAUGUGAACCAAGGACACAUCACAUUGAUGCUCUGCUUGAUAUCAUUUGUGAAGUAUUGUCAUAG